AGAGGUCGGAUUAAACACAAGACAACCUCCCCUCCUUUAGCUUCGGCUUUGAGCGAAACUAACCAAUCAGCGCACACGGUCCGCUUGAUUGACAAGCGGUCGGUGUCCGCUUACUCGAGCGCUGUUCAGACGUAUGCACGUGUCUUUUCAUGUUUCCCACAGCAGUGGGCAGACAGAGACUCGCGCUUACACCCUAAACGCGGUCGGUUUUAAAUAUAACUAAACGUUUAGAGACACACAUUAGUUCUCUCACGAUAAAAAGGCACAACGUACAGAUGCUUUUAUGAGCAUGCAUGAGAGAACUGCGUUGUGUUUUCCAGUCUAAUGUAGUCGGGUUUGUUAUGUAGGUCAGACCAGGCUUAAGCAGCUUUACUGAACCUGCGUCAGCUUAAGCUAAAAGGAAUUCCAGCAAAGCCCUCCCCGGGUAGGCGUGGGCCUAAUCGAGGCUGGCCUAGUUAAGCCUGAUUCUUUUUCAAACGUCCCUGUGUGCUUAGGAGCCGGUUUGUGCAUGUGUGUGUUGUUUAAUCGAGGCAAGCAGUGCAGCAGCCUGCUCACACAAGUGAGUGUCCUCCAGAAUAAGAUACAGCAUACAAGACACAGGAAAGCGAAGAAGAGAAGACGGAGUCUAGAGCAUUGAGACCAGCCUAAAAAGCAAGAUGUCUACCAUAUACAUGACAAACAGCAUGGUUGGCAAGGCACGCUCCUCAAACUUCACCCUGUCUGAAAAACUGGAUCUUCUGCGUCUGGUCCAGCCUCACAUACACAUUUUGGAGGAGCACACCAACAAGCAUGCCGUGAUUGUGGAUAAGAACCGAUCCUGGGACAGCAUAGCCGAGCGCUAUAACAGUUUGGGAGGUGAGAGACCACCAAGAACGGCUCAGGGCCUUCGGACUCUCUAUAAACGACUUAAAGAAAGUGCCAAACAGGAGGUUCUUCAGCGAAGCCACGCCCAGCCUGCAUACAGAAGCAGCAUCUCGGAGCCAACCAAACGUAUCAUGGAAAUGAUUCCUCAACUCUUUCAUGUGGGGGACAAAGAUCAAAGUGCACUCCACAGGCUUCAGUUCAAGAGGAUUUCUCGAGUGCUAGACCAGCCGGGCAGUAGUCUGUCCGUCCAAGUGUUGUCGGGAUAUCCACCCGAUGAAGUGAUAAGGGAAGAGUCAGAAGACGUGAAGCCCCCGCCUGAUAUCCAACUGAUUACGACACACAGUUCGCCAGGUACUUCCCCAACGAGUCAGGCCCACCACGGACAGAACGAGAGAGAAAAUGAGGUGGUGGAAGAUGAGGAAGAUGAGGAUUUGGUUUCCCACGUGUAUGCAGCCUCUCUCUCUCCGUGCCCCUCCUCCGUACACUUGCCGCUCUCACCAUCAGCACCCGCCCCUACUCGGAGUCUGUAUCAUAGGGGCAGGGUAGCUUUCAAAAGUCCUGUGUUUGAGGCUGAAAUGUUGCAGAUGAUGAGAGAGGAACAUGAGCUGCUUCUGGCCAAUCAUAGAAAGCUUGGGCUCUAUCUGGAAGAGAAGAGAGAGGGGCUUAAACGAAAGCAACAAUUGGAGGAGGAGCUUCUGAGGUCAAAGGUCAAAGUGGAGAAACUGAGGGUCGCCAGACUUCGCCAUGGGCUGCCAACGAUGUAACGCGUGACGUAAUGUCAUGUAUAAAAUGUAGCAAAAAGGGAACAACUUUUGUGUUGCUGAACUAACCAUGUGUUAUAAGGCUGGUAUUAUGCAGACUUGUUUAUACAGUCCUACAGUUCUUUCAUGUUUGUACAGGUUUUUAUUCGGUUCAUGUUUGAACAAGGCUUACUCUCAUGUCUGUGGGAGGAAUUACCAUUUUUGUGUGUGAGUGCGUGAUUGGACAAGCAACUUUUUGUAUGUUGUCACCAAUAAAAUUGUAUUUUGAUUUCUGAAA
This is a messenger RNA of Misgurnus anguillicaudatus (oriental weatherfish), 1902 nucleotides long. It is a transcript of the gene fsbp, whose product is annotated as fibrinogen silencer binding protein. The record is from RefSeq and is a predicted model, not a curated record. Lineage: Eukaryota; Metazoa; Chordata; Actinopteri; Cypriniformes; Cobitidae.